Olea europaea var. sylvestris is the source of this 828-nucleotide messenger RNA. Its product is annotated as O-fucosyltransferase 38-like. Gene Ontology annotation, cellular component: nucleus; cytoplasm. NCBI's taxonomy places the organism in Eukaryota, Viridiplantae, Streptophyta, Magnoliopsida, Lamiales, Oleaceae. The record is from RefSeq and is a predicted model, not a curated record. The transcript has 7 exons. Bases 1 to 828 code for a protein of 275 amino acids.
AUGCUAUCAAGUUUUACUGAACCACUAGAGAAAGGAAAAAGUUGGGGCUUGGAAUCUUCAAGAUCGCUCAUAAGGGUCUUAACCUUAUUUUCUAAAGACUCAUUCAUAGCACUCAACUUAUUAAGUCACCCAGAGGACUAUGAAAAAGACUCGACCAUCAGCACUAUAGAUCAAAUAUACAUAAUUAGUGGUUUAUAUGCUAAGAACUAUUUUUUUGGUGAUUUGCAGUUGAUUCAUGUUGCAAAAUCCGAUUCUCGACUUGCAAAUAAUGAUCUACCUGUCGAUAUACAAAGGUUGAGAUGUCGUGCGCUCUAUGAUGCUCUGCACUUCUCCCCAUCAAUAAAUUGGCUGGGAAAGAAGCUAGUGGAGAGGUUGAGAUCACGUGCAGAAAGAUACAUUGUGCUUCAUCUAAGAUACGAGAAAGACAUGCUCUCUUUUACUGGCUGUACUUACGGUCUUACUGAUGCUGAAUCAGAGGAGCUUAGAAUUAUGAGGGAGAAAACAAAUCACUGGAAGACCAAGAAUAUCAACUCCACAGAACAGAGAAUUGGUGGUUUCUGCCAUCUAACUCCAAAGGAGGUUGGAGUUUUUCUUCAAGCUCUUGGUUAUCCACCAUCUACCUUGAUAUAUAUUGCUGCUGGGGAAAUUUAUGGUGGUAAUGCUCAUCUUUCAGAGCUCACUUCUUGCUAUCCAAAUGUAGUUUUCAAGGAAAUGCUUGCAAUUGCUGAAGAAUUGAAUCCGUUUUCUAAGCAUGCAUCUCAAACUGCGGCACUUGAUUAUAUUAUCUCCAUAGAAAGUGAUGUUUUCAUUCCAUCACAGACAGACUGA